UCCCCAUGCCUCUGUUCCUCCUCCUCUUACUUAUCUUGCUCCUGCUGCUCGAGGACGCCGGAGCCCAGCAAGGUGAUGGAUGUGGACAUACUGUACUAGGCCCUGAAAGUGGAACCCUGACGUCCAUAAAUUACCCACAGACCUAUCCUAACAGCACUGUUUGCGAAUGGGAGAUCCGUGUAAAGAUGGGAGAGCGAGUGCGCAUCAAAUUUGGUGACUUUGACAUUGAAGAUUCUGAUUCUUGUCACUUUAAUUACUUGAGAAUUUAUAAUGGAAUUGGAGUUGGCAGAACCGAAAUAGGCAAAUACUGCGGUCUGGGGUUGCAAAUGAACCAUUCAAUUGAAUCAAAAAGCAAUGAAAUUACAGUGCUGUUCAUGAGUGGAAUUCAUGUUUCUGGACGAGGAUUUUUGGCUUCAUACUCGGUUAUAGAUAAGCAAGAUCUAAUUACUUGUUUAGACACUGCAUCCAGUUUUUUGGAACCUGAGUUCAGCAAAUACUGCCCAGCUGGUUGUCUGCUUCCUUUUGCUGAGAUAUCUGGAACAAUCCCUCAUGGAUAUAGAGAUUCCUCACCAUUGUGCAUGGCUGGUGUGCAUGCAGGCGUAGUGUCAAACAUUUUGGGUGGCCGGAUUAGUGUCGUAAUUAGUAAAGGCAUCCCGUACUAUGAAAGUUCUUUGGCUAACAACGUAACGUCUGUGGUGGGACACUUAUCUACAAGUCUUUUUACAUUUAAGACAAGUGGUUGUUAUGGAACACUGGGCAUGGAAUCUGGCGUGAUCGCCGAUGCUCAAAUAACGGCAUCAUCUGUGCUGGAGUGGACGGACCACACAGGGCAAGAGAACAGCUGGAAACCCGAAAAGGCCAGGCUGAAAAAACCUGGACCUCCUUGGGCCGCUUUUGCCACUGAUGAGUAUCAGUGGUUGCAAAUAGAUCUGAAUAAGGAAAAGAAGAUCACAGGCAUUGUAACCACCGGCUCCACCAUGGUGGAGCACAAUUACUAUGUGUCAGCCUACAGAAUUCUGUACAGUGAUGAUGGGCAGAGAUGGACUGUGUACAGAGAGCCUGGUGUGGAGCAGGAUAAGAUAUUUCAAGGAAACAAAGAUUAUCACCAGGAUGUGCGUAAUAACUUUUUGCCACCAAUUAUUGCACGUUUUAUUAGAGUGAAUCCUACCCAAUGGCAGCAGAAAAUUGCCAUGAAAGUGGAACUGCUUGGAUGUCAGUUUAUUCCUAAAGGUCGUCCUCCAAAACUUACUCAGCCUCCACCUCCUCGGAGCAGCAGUGACCUCAAAAACACUACAGCCCCUCCAAAAAUAGCCAAAGGUCGUGCCCCCAAAUUUACUCAACCACUACAACCUCGAAGUAGCAAUGAAUUUCCUGCACACACAGAGCAAACAACUGCCACUCCUGAAAUCAAAAAUACCACCAUAACUCCAAAUGUAACCAAAGAUGUAGCCUUGGCCGCCGUCCUUGUCCCUGUGCUGGUCAUGGUCCUUACCACUCUCAUUCUCAUACUAGUGUGUGCUUGGCAUUGGAGAAACAGAAAGAAAAAAGCUGAAGGCACCUAUGACUUACCUUACUGGGACCGCGCAGCUUUCUAUGUAAUGGUCUCUUUUGCUUACGAUCACAAUGAAGGUUGGUGGAAAGGAAUGAAGCAGUUUCUUCCUGCCAAAUCAGUGGAGCACGAGGAAACCCCAGUUCGCUACAGCAGUAGUGAAGUGAAUCACUUGAGUCCUAGAGAAGUCACCACGGUGCUGCAGGCUGACUCUGCAGAGUAUGCACAGCCACUUGUGGGAGGAAUUGUUGGCACACUCCAUCAGAGAUCUACCUUUAAACCAGAGGAAGGCAAAGAAGCAGGCUAUGCUGACCUAGACCCUUACAGCUCCCCUGUGCAGGAAGUCUAUCAUGCCUAUGCUGAACCACUCCCAGUUACUGGGCCCGAGUACGCAACCCCAAUUGUCAUGGAUAUGUCCGGGCACCCCACAGCUUCGGUUGGCCUGCCCUCAGCGUCCACUUUCAAAGCUGCAGGGAACCAACCUCCCCCUCUGGUGGGAACAUACAACACUCUUCUCUCCAGGACUGACAGCUGCUCCUCAGCCCAGGCCCAGUAUGAUACGCCGAAAGGUGGGAAGCCGGCUCCAAGUGCCCCAGACGAGUUGGUAUACCAAGUGCCACAGAGCACACAGGGGGUAUCAGGAGCAGGGAGGGCUGGCGAGUGUGGUGUUUCUAAAGAAACCCUUUGAAGGUGAUGCUGCCUUUUACAAAGCAUCAUUUUAAAGCACAUGGCCUUUUUUAAAUUGUAUUAGUGGUAGUAAUAUAUAGAACGUAUUACAUAUCUGUCACGGACGUGGUUGGGGGAAAUGUGAUGACCGAGGUACAGGAAACUACUAAUCUUGCCAUCUUGCUUUAAAAGUGUUACUGUAGCACAGUUACUGCUUGCCUAUUAAAUUUCAAAUAUCCUGUUUGUUACUACUGUAAAACACUAUUUUAUACAGAAAAAGCUCCCUACUAUGCACUUCAAAGAAACUAAAAAUCACUGAGAGUAUUUAUUACCAAUGCUGCAGUUACAUUGAUGAACUCGAGAUGGCUCUGUAAGCCUUUCUGGCAAUAACGCACGGUACUGUUAUAAAAUGUCUGAUGGCUUGAAAUUCUGCUCUUUGUGAAAGGUGGGUACUAUCAUGACUUCUUCCUCUUCUAUUCCUAUAUUGCUUUCUGAAUUUUUUUUAAAAAUAGUGGCAUAAUCCUUGUUUUGAUUGCAGUCAUAUAUACUUAUCCAUCUUUCCUUAGGAGGAGCUAUAGCUGGGAAACUGACCUGUAGUGAGCAGAGUGAUUUUUCACUUUCUGACACUCUAACGAGCUUUAACAUUUCAUAGUUCAUAACUUGGCCUCAUCCCUGCUUGCUCCACCUGGGGCCCUUGGUGGCCAGCCCCGUUCUUGUGUUUAUAAAUGCUUGAGUUUUUUCAGUGGGUGAUGCUUGCUUUAUCAACCUCAUUAUUUCAGAUCCCCUAAUGUUUCCAUGUGGAAACAGGAACAACUUUACAAAUUAAAAAAGCUGUAAAGGAGAUUCUUCGCCCCGAACUUUACUUGCAAUGGAAUUUUUCCUAGGAGAGUUGUGAAAAGUUGAGGGUUUCUAAAAGUGAACACUAAACAAUACCCACUUAUAUUUAUCAUGGUGAAAGGCAAAAUCAUGACUCCUCGGGAGUCAUAUAAAUUACCACUCCCCGCCGCCAAAAAAAGUAACCGAAUUUGUCCUCUUUGGUUUUAUGUAUACAGGUUAUUCUUUGAAUCUCAAGGUAAUUUGUUGUUUUUAGUUGAAUAAAGAAACACUUGUUUUCCACAGUAAACUACUAUAAGAAAUGUAAACCCAGCGUGUAUUCUUCAGCUCUGUGUGAUUAUGCCAUCUAUGUGGUAGGGGGUGCAGUCCUUUAUAUUAUACCUAGGGAACGAAUGUUUCAGCAUCCUAGCAAGGGAAAAUUCCUGUCUUGUUUUUGAUACCUCUGGGCAACUUCUUUGUCACCAUUUGCCCAGAACUAGUUUAAAUGACUGAAAUAGAAACCAUGUGCAGUUUAUUAGUGUUAGUGUAGAAACCAUCUUUAAAAGUUUUUAGACUGGUAAGAUGAUAUGGAAGCUGACCAUAUGAUUAAAAUAUAGAAACUUGGCAUCCCGUCUUCUAUCAAUAUAAACCUUAGUUUGCAGACUUAAUAUUGAAAUAUACUUCCCCAUCAGGUUCUAGUUGUUUCUUUUAGCCUGUGCCACCAGAUGAUGGCAGAAUAUGCUAAAUUUGACUAAUGAUGUACAGU
Molecule: messenger RNA, 3794 nt
Organism: Lipotes vexillifer (Yangtze River dolphin)
Lineage: Eukaryota; Metazoa; Chordata; Mammalia; Artiodactyla; Lipotidae
Gene: DCBLD2
Product: discoidin, CUB and LCCL domain containing 2
Exons: 16
Coding region: 6-2237 (743 amino acids)
Biological process (GO): wound healing
Cellular component (GO): plasma membrane
Molecular function (GO): signaling receptor activity
Source: RefSeq, a predicted model, not a curated record